This is a messenger RNA of Caenorhabditis auriculariae, 5782 nucleotides long. The record is from the annotation of a GenBank genome assembly. Lineage: Eukaryota; Metazoa; Nematoda; Chromadorea; Rhabditida; Rhabditidae.
AUGGUGAAAUCUUGUCCUUUUGUUCAGUUUUCGAAUGAUAUAUUGAAGAUUCCUUUUUAAAUUUUUGAAAUGGAGUUUUUUUAUGCGAAAAAUAAUGGCUUUUUCUCAUUUUUAAUUGUUAAUUUUUUUGCCUGAAAUGGAAUUUUUCUUUUUUUCUGAACUUUUUUUGAAGAUUCUUAUUUUUGCAUUGGUAGAAUUUUGAACUCCUUUCAAUCAAUAAUCAGUUAAAAAUCCAAAAGCUUAAAGAUUUGAACAAAAAAAAUGACAAAAUUUUUUUAAUAUCAAGAAGUAGUUUUAAUGAUUCUCUAAGGAACUUGGUAACUUUAGGAAGGAAUUUUUUUAAUUAUUUCUAAAAAGGCUUAGAAAAGUUCCGGAAAAUCAAUUAACCUAAAAAUUGGGGUUUUGUACACAGAAAUGCACAUAAAAAGACGUGAGGUUGAGUUUUUCAGUAGAUUUUCCGGAAAAAAAACAUGUUUGGAAACUUUUUACGUGAAAAAAUUGAGCGAAAAAACGUUUCCCAAUCUUUUUUUGACUUUACGGAAGAAUUUUUUGUUGUUUCGAAUCAAAAUUAUUCAUUUCUCGAGCUCUAAAUGAAGUAAAUGGAACUUAAGAGGCGAUUUCCUCGGAGUGUAAUGGUUGAUCAACGGGGCGACAUGAGCCUCACCUCCUCGCCGGUUUAUCGGCCGUCGAGUUUGACGAGGAUGGUUCAUCGACGGUCCUCCUUGACCACGAGGUCCUUCCAGCCGCCGACCACUUCCCAGAGAACUGUGAGGGUUCAGGAAAAUUGAAUAAAAUAGUCUUUUUGAUGAUUUUUCAACUCCAACAAGGUGUUAUGAAGGGAAUUUUUUUGAAAAAAAUUUUAUUUUUUUAAGGCUAGAAAAAGAGGAGUUUUGGAAUUUUUAAAAAAAUUUUUUUAAAAAAAUCGGUCGCGAUGCGGAAUUUGGCGCGAAUUCAAAUUUUUCGAAUUUUUUUCUAACGAAUCCUGUUGAAAAAAAUUGAUUGAAUUUCAUCCAAUUUAUAUCAAUUUUUUUCGCAAAAAUCUUAUUAAUUUUUCAAUUUUGGUUUUUGCGAUUAUAAAAUAAAUUAUAUUAUCAUUUUCAAGAGAAUAUGGUGCUUUUUUUCUUUGAAUAAAAAGAAAAUUUUUCCAAUAAGUCAAUAAAUUUUUGAACUGGCGCCAAGAAACGCAACGCGACCGCUUCGCACCGUUUCAAACCGAAAAAAAUAAUUUAAAAAAACUGUUUAUUGCAUCUUCAAUGUAAGAAUACAUGUGCAAUCGACUUUCAUUUAAAAAAAAAUAAUGCCGUGUUCAAUUUGAUUCCGCGAAAUGCAAACUACUCGUUAGAGAAAGGAAAAGAUCAUUAAAUUUUGGAGAAUCAGAGAUCAUUUCGCGUUUCGCGGAAUCGAAUUGAACACGGCAUAAAUUAUCUUCACCGAUUUUCUUGUUCAGCAAGAAGAAGACGAAUCGGUCAGUGGAAACGAAGAAUUCUACCGUAAUCAUUUUUCUGUCAUCGAACGCUCCGAAAUGGUCUUUCAGAAAUGGUUUCCGAAUAAAAUGAACCCAUUGAAAAAGCCCCUUUCUAGGUCGGACAUCUGGAAUUAUAGAACACGUUGGCUUCGACGACGAUUCUCGCCGACUUGGACCGCUUGUCGGAGAUUUUUGGAGUCGAUGAUUCUUAUUUUUAUCCUGGCCAAGUGUGAGUAUUGAGCAGAAACUCGUUUUUUGCGAGUUUUUAUUUUGAAAUGUUUUGAAACCAUUUUUAGAUUUUCAAGCCUUUUUUUGAACAUUUCAUGCCGUUUUACGCCCUAAGUUUCCAUUCCAAUUCAUUUUUUCUGAUUGAAUUUUUUUCAGUUCUCGAAGAUCCCUCAUAACUCAAAAAUAUUAUAAGUAAUUCAAUGGAACUUUGAAAAAAAGUCGUUCGUUUUUUUGAUGGUUUUUCUUUUUUUCAAAAAUUCUGAAUGAUUUUUUUGAACAUUUUUCAAGGUUUUGUCAACGCUUUUUGGAGUACAGAUUUUUAUUCACUGUGUUUUUUUGUUUCGAUUCCAAUUUUUCUAAAAACUGGUCAUUAAUUUCUCAAGAAUUUUUAGUCAAAAUUCACUUUUUUUGAGUUUAUUCCCUUCAAAAAAUGCUCAAAAAUAUUAUUCAACUCUAUUUUAUACAUAAAAUAACUGGAUUUCAGGUCCAAUAAAAUGAAAUCGGUCCGAAAUUCACUUUAAAAGACAAGAAAUCUCUUUUUUUUUUAUCAUUUUCAUUUUUUGAAACUUUCAAAUUAACCGAAAUCAAGAACUUUUUCGAAGACGUGAUCAAUUCUGAACUUCAAAAAAAUCAGAAAUAAAAAAAUUAUGAGAAAUCGACCGAAUCGAUUUUUUUCCACCAUUUACGAAUAUAUUUCAGAAAUUCACAGCCUGAAAAAAACUGAGUUUUGAUAAAAUUGAAGAAAAAAAGAAAAAAACUGAGCUUCAAAAAAAUUAUCUUGAUUUCGUUUUUUUAAUAUUUUUGAAAUCAUACACAGAGAGUCGAGAGAUUUUUUUUACUACAUAGACGAUUUUAUUCGUUUUUGCUUUAGGUAAUGCUUUUUUUUAAUGCUUCCAACUUUCAGACGUUGGUGAUUGCUUUCAAAUUUCAUCGAAUUCCGAUACAAAUGAAAAUAUCGCCCAUUUCCACACUGAAGUGAGUUCAUUGAGAAUUCCCUUCAUAAUAAUUUCGGUUUCAGUUGAAUCGUUUGACAGAAAAUCAUAACCAAUUGCUGAGACACUUGGAAAGGCUCGAAAACAAAUUGGAGAACUACCAAGUGUCGAAAGAUGACGUCAGCGCCCAGGUUUAUUAUGACGUCAUUUUUGAUUGAAUGUGACGUCAUUUUGCAGCUCUCGGUCCUCCGAGAACGUUUUGAGGAGUUUGAGAGCAAAAUCGGUCAAAUCAAAGAAGAGGCGUUUAUUUCUGUGAGGGCGUUGGCUCAAGAGGUUUGUACAGCGAAAUUUUGGAUACCGUAAUCUUGAGAAAUGAAUUUUUGAGAUUUUCAUGCUUUAUUACGCCAUGUUUAUUAGAUAAAAAAAUUUUUUGCAAAAAAAACUAUAAAUAACUCCAAAAUAAGAAAAAUGUACCACUUCGUAGCAAAUUCAUGGCGCUAAUGAGCUUUUUUUAUUUUUGAGCAUUUCUAAGUUAUUCAGUUGAACAUGUUACGGGAAACAACUGAGUUUUGAGCUAAAAUUAACUUUUUACUUUUUCGAUUUUUUUUUUCGUGCAUUUUCAACUUAGCGGUAAUCAUUGAUUUUAAGAAUUUCGCAGUCAUAUUGUCUUACUGUAGCUGGGAGCUAAGAUUACUGUAAAUCUAAGUUCUAAAACCAACAACGAUUUUAGGUUGACAAAGUCGUGGCGAAGGCUGAAGAGCCGAAGCCUGUAGAGCCAAGGAAGGAAGAAAAUACGGUAGACCCAGAUCAGGACAGCUUUUUGGCCUCUGUGGCGAAAAAAGACGUCAGCGGAGUUCAGAAUAUCGUCUUCCGACGUCGUCCAAAAAGCUGAAGGCGUCAACGUCGCCAGCAGCUUGAUUGGUAGGAUCCAAAAAAAUUAUCGAAGUUUCACCCCCCUUUUUUUGAGAAUUUUUUAAAAAUCGAAUUCUUAGAAAAGAAAUUUUUCUUAUGACUCAUGCAAGUGCGAGAUAAUGAAUGAUAUAGACUUAUAAUAUUUUGAAUGUCAAUUAGAAUGACGUCAUUCGGAAACGCUCUGCGGAUGGCUCGCACCCUCAUUGCAUUAUCGCGCCAUUAGGGGCGGAGCUUGAGCAAAGGCUUGACAUUCAAAAUCUGAACAGACGAUAGUCCCCGGCCGAAUUUUUGAUGCAAAAGUAGGUACCUCAAGAGAGUUGUUAGCAUCGGGGUUGCAUGGGAUUCCGUCUUGCGCAGUUCGGCUACCGUUUUCUACGUUCCUCUAAAAAAAAUUUUACUUCCGCGUUCCGUUUGGAAAAAAAAAAAAUAAAGCUACUGUGCAACCCUGUCUGACCAUGUAUGCUUGUUAUAUCAGGAUCAUUCAGUUUUGUAAAAUUCGUAAGAAUGAGCUUUUUAGGAGCGAAAAUCUCCGACGAAGCGUCGAGCCGAACGGCCAGCGUCAUGGACAGUUAUAUCAUGCAAUUUGUCAACUACGUCUACCCGUCGACUCGUGGCGGCUACGCCAUUUUGGUGAGGAAUUUUCAUUUUGAAAAAGAUUCCUUUUCUAGAAAAUCAGAAAGAAAACUUUGAAAAACAUUAUUCAAAGCUCUUUCUACACUCAAUAACGCCAGAAAAGUCGACUCUCAUUACCGCGCCCCCAUCGCAAUAAGCCCGCGCCACCCUUGCAUAAAGCCACGCCCACUAACCCUUUUCUUCCAGGAACGCGAUAUCGUGCAGCCUGGCGAGGCCUGGUGCUCAUUGGAACGCGAACCGAAACUCACGAUUCGAUUGGCCCGAGCGGCUCGGGUCAAAUCCGUCUCCUACCAACACUUUGGCUGGACUGGAAUCCCGCCCACCCAUGCCCCCAAAGACUACGACGUCGUGGUUUGGUCCCAUCGAGAUUUAAAGCAUACGGUAGCCUGAUUUCAGCUGUGCUUGACGACUUGCUGUAGCGAGUCCGUGCCGCUGGCCACCGACUGUACCUAUGGGACUGAACACGACGGAAAUCAAGUCCCCGAGCAGUUUUGCGUCGUUAAUGUACGUUUGGAACAGAAAUAGCUGUUUUCUCUGCCCCUCCUUGUCUCUCGGCGAUCCUCUCAUUUUGCCGUGCUCUUUUCCUUUUUCUCUGACCUCGCCGGUGAGGGAACAGAGAGACGCAGACGCUCGAAAAGUGCCCAGUCGCGGCAAACGGACUGUUGUCUCUAACUUUAUUUUCUUUUUUCUCUGCUCCCUCUCAUUUUGACGUGCUAUUUCCAUGCUUCUCUGGCCUCGCCGGUGAGGGAACAGAGAGACGCAGACACUCAAAAGAUUUCUAGUCGCGUCGAAUGGACUGUAGUCUCUAACUUUAAUGUUUUUUUUUUCUGCUUCCUCUCAUUUUGACGCGCUAUUUUCCUUUUUCUCCAACCUCGCCGGUGAGGGAACAGAGAGACGCAGACACUCGAAAAGAUUCUAGUCGCGUCGAAUGGACUGUAGUCUAUAACUUUAAUCUGUCGAUUUUCUCUGCCCCCUCCUGGUCUCUCGGCGAUUCUCUCAUGUUAACGCGCUGUUUUCCUUUUUCUCUGACCUCGCCGGUUAGGGAACAGUGAGACGCAGACACCCGAAAAGUUUUGUAGUUUUGCCGGACGAGCUAUAAUAGUAAUCGAUUUUUGAUGAGCUGCGAGAAUAUAAUUCUUUCAACCUGUUACUAUAGCCUGUGUAACGCGACUUGGAAUUUCACCAAACGACAUUCCGCUAUGCCGCUGCGCGCCUUUGCGAACCUCGGUCGCCCUACUUUCAUUUGCUCCCACAGCAAUAACAAUAAAUUGAUAGCGUGACCAAGAUUUGAAAGACGCUCCGCGAACGCACGCAGCGGAACAGCGGAAUGUCGUUCCGUGAAAUUUCGUGGCACACAGACUAGAAUAAAUCUAUGCUCCCUUCUUCUCAGCAAGAAGACGUCCCCGUCGCCCGGCUGGUCCAGUUCCGCUUCAGAAGCAACCACGGCCAGGCGCGGAAGACGUGCGCCUACCUGGUCCGUGUCUACGGUGACGUCAUCGACGACCCUCUCGAAGCGACGUCACAAGCCGAUGGUGACGUCAUCAAGUCAGUCAAUUCAACUUUCCGCGCUUUCGUCAAGUCUCUUCCCUAUGCAUCCAGGAUCUUCGAAUGA